AUGAGUCAAUUCAAAGAUCUUUACGAAUACACUGCCCAAAAUCCUCUCAAAGAAAGUCUUGCUCGAUUUAGGCAGGGCAAUGAAAAUCAAGUGGACCCUAUAACUUUAAUUUCUCAAUUUAUUUAUGAACUAAUGGGCUACACGCUUAGACUUAAGAAUAACGUCUCUAUCAAAGUACUUUUCAACCAGCUUUCUAAAAUUGUCGCAGAGAUAAUGGUUAACAAACUAUCUAUCUUAUUUUUCGAAAAAUUAGUUGACACGAUCAACUCUAACGGCAGCGACCUAGACGUUUGGGCCGAAGUCAUAAGCCUUGCCAAUGACUUUCACGAUGAACCAUCUAGUGAAUCCCAGUCUACACUGGACAUAGAGAUACCUAUAGUAAGAAGAAAAUACACAACGACUACCUUCACGCGAAACGCUCAAGAAAGGCACAAAUAUAAUAAAACCUGCGAAUCCCUCACAUUGGCUCUCAAAGGCGAAUCAGUAAAUGACGUAUACAAAAAUGUUGGUAAUUUCUGGGAGGUUUAUUUCGAGAAUCCAAGGUGGUCUCCAAUAACAAAGCGAAUCUGGGAGAGUUAUCGUGAUAACAAUCAAUGUCUACCCCAUGCUUUCAAGGAAAGAAUGAACGAAAGUGAACUCCAUGCAUGGCUUUAUACAUUCUAUGAUCGCUACCUGAAACAGUUCAGGACUCCUCACGAGGCAAAUUUACAUGAACCAGCAUUCAUCCAUACAGAACAUGAUCCUCCUGGUGGUAAAAGUAGACGAAAACUCGACUUUUUCAUCGAAGGUGCCGACCUGCCCGAUGUUCCCAAACAUCAUUGGAGAGAUAUUAGAGUAGUCGGUGAAUUUACCAAGUCACCUGUAAAGAAAGAGGCAAAAUAUCACCAGCUCACAAGGUACAUUCGUGAGAUAUUUUACGCGCAGCCGUUGCGUCGAUUUGUGCAUGGAUUUGUCGUGCAUGGAUUACACGCCGAGUUUUGGAUUCUCGAUCGCUCGGGCGCGUACAGCUCGGGUAAAAUUAGUCUAAUCGAAAAUGAGGAGAAACUGGUUCGAGCCAUCUCGUCCUAUGUCUUCAUGAGUGAGGAGGAGCUUGGACUUGAUACGACUAUUCGUUGUGUCAAUGGUAAAUCUUACAUCAACAUUAGAGACAACAAAGAUGCAUCAGAACGGGAGAUCGAGAUAGAUCCUGAGCCGAUUUCUAGACCGGAGACAAUAGUUACACGGGCUAACGUCUGCCAUCGGACCAAGGACGAAAUGUACAUGGUCAAGUUUUCGUGGGGGUCAGGUACUGAACGAUCGGAGCUUGAUUAUUUGGAGCUAGCUAAACCGGUGAAUGGUGUGGUUGACUUGAAAUGGAGUAAGGCUAUACAUGAGGUUGAGACCCAUCGAGCUGGGCUGGAUUUCUCAACAGCUCAUAAGGUUUACUUUCGAGAUAACGAAUGGCAUCUCUCGCACGGCCUUCAUAGCAGAACAUCCAAAUCCGAACCCUAUUUCCGGAAACGUAAGCUAACGUUGGCACUACUGUCUCCCAAUGGACGCCCUCUCAAAUCCUGUCGAACGCUUCGGGAGUUCUUAAGUUGUCUACUUGAUGCCAUAAUCGGUCAUCGAGAUCUUUACGCUAAAGCUAACGUUCUACACAGUGAUGUUUCUGAGGGGAAUAUCAUUUUGACCAAGCCUGACGCAGACGGAAAAUCACGCGGAAUUCUUAUUGACUUGGACAUGUCUACUUCGGUUGAUGACAAGGUGAAUGAGACGGAGAAAACAAAAAUAACUGGGACAGUCAAGUAUAUGGCGAUUGAAUUGCUGAGGAACAUGAGCGAAGGCAACUAUAGCAUAAAGAAAUCGUGUCGUUAUGAUCUCGAGUCGUUUUUUUACGUUUUUCUCAUGGGGUGUCUACGGUACGGUUGUUUGAGUGUAAAUUCUGAGUAUUUGAAAAGCUGGUACACAAACAAUACUUCACUGAAUUACUUUAAGAAGAAGGGAGAUAUUAUCGAAAAUUUCGAGACAAAUAUCUUGAAACACUUUCCGUCGAGUUUUGACAGUGUCAAGGAUUUGGCAAGAGAUCUUCGGAAGAUAUUGUUUGGAGAAAAUUUAGAACAGUUCGCGUCAACCUCUAACUCUGCUCAACUUUAUGCACCUAUUAUUAGUGCAUUCAAGAAUAUUAUAACACAAAUUGAUGGUAUGAAACUUCUCCAUCCGCCCUAA
This is a messenger RNA of Blumeria graminis f. sp. triticale, 2205 nucleotides long. Lineage: Eukaryota; Fungi; Ascomycota; Leotiomycetes; Helotiales; Erysiphaceae. The record is from the annotation of a GenBank genome assembly.